GGAAUUGACUCGGGCAGUCGGUUCCAUUUGCCGAAGAACUAGAAGAGCGGAUCGUCUUCUUCGUCUUCCUCAUAAUUUCGUCUGUUUCGGAUCUGAGCGGUAAAUUUGUUGUAUUCGUAUAUUACAAUAAGAUCGAGCGGGUGACGCGGUGGGGGUUUCUGCUGGUAGUUUCUGGGAAUGUAAAGCGCACUUAGGAGGUAGGAGGCUUUAGAGAAUUUUCUUGGUGGUUUCGUUUGGACGGGGGGGAAGGGUAUUUGAAUGAGGGAGGAGUGUGGUUGUGGAGGUAGAGAAACAAGUUACAAAAGCGAUUACAAGAGCUAGUGAUGGAAAGCUAUUUGGACGAGAACUUCUCAGGCGUGAAGCCAAAGCAUUCGUCGGAUGAGGUGUUGCAGAGAUGGAGGAAUCUUUGCAGUGUUGUCAAGAACCCCAAGCGAAGGUUCCGCUUCACUGCCAACCUCUCCAAGCGUGGCGAGGCGGCUGCUAUGCGCCGCACCAAUCAGGAGAAAUUGAGAAUUGCGGUAUUGGUUUCCAAAGCAGCAUUUCAAUUUAUCCAAGGUGUACCUGUCAGCGACUAUGUUGUACCUGAGGAAAUCAAAGCUGCAGGUUUUCAGAUUUGUGCUGAUGAAUUGGGAUCCAUUGUCGAAGGCCAUGAUGUAAAGAAGCUGAAAAUUCAUGGUGGGGUAGAUGGUAUUGCAGAAAAGCUAUCCACAAGUACAACCAAUGGGCUUACUGCCGACAAUAAAUUGCUGAAUCACAGACAAGAGAUUUAUGGGAUAAAUAAAUUCACUGAAACUCAAGCUCGAGGCUUCUUGGUAUUUGUUUGGGAAGCCCUUCAUGACAUGACACUCAUAAUCCUUGCUGUGUGUGCGCUUGUGUCUCUGAUAGUUGGCAUUGCAAUGGAAGGGUGGCCGGUGGGGGCCCAUGAUGGCCUUGGGAUUGUUGCUAGUAUCUUGUUGGUUGUGUUAGUCACGGCAACAAGUGAUUAUCGGCAAUCUUUACAGUUUAGGGAUUUGGACAAAGAGAAGAAGAAGAUCUCCAUUCAGGUCACAAGGAAUGGAUAUAGGCACAAAAUGUCGAUAUAUGAUUUGCUUCCUGGUGAUAUUGUGCAUCUUUCUAUUGGAGACCAGGUCCCUGCUGAUGGACUUUUUGUUUCAGGAUUUUGUGUGUCAAUUGAUGAAUCAAGUUUAACUGGAGAGAGUGAACCAGUAAUGGUAAGUGCAGAAAAUCCUUUUCUGCUGUCUGGAACUAAGGUUCAAGAUGGAUCAUGCAAGAUGAUGAUUACUACUGUUGGAAUGAGAACCCAAUGGGGUAAAUUGAUGGCCACUCUUAGUGAAGGGGGAGAUGAUGAGACUCCAUUGCAAGUUAAAUUGAAUGGAGUGGCAACCUUUAUUGGGAAGAUAGGCCUUUUCUUUGCUGUGGUGACAUUUGCGGUUCUGGUUCAAGGAUUGUUUAGCCGUAAACUGGGAGAGGGGACCCACAGGAGUUGGUCAGGAGAUGAUGCAUUGGAAAUGUUGGAAUUCUUUGCCAUUGCUGUUACAAUUGUUGUUGUCGCAGUCCCUGAGGGGCUGCCUUUGGCUGUCACAUUGAGCCUUGCUUUCGCAAUGAAGAAGAUGAUGAAUGACAAGGCACUCGUCCGCCAUCUGGCAGCUUGUGAGACGAUGGGUUCUGCAACAUGUAUCUGCAGUGACAAGACUGGGACUCUAACUACUAACCACAUGACUGUUGUGAAAUCAUGCAUUUGUAUGAAUGUGAAGGAUGUGGACCGACAGAGCAAUGCUUCUAGUUUCUGUUCUGAAAUCCCAGAUUCUACUGUGAAACUUCUGCUACAAUCGAUAUUUAAUAACUCUGGUGGAGAAGUCGUGAUUAACAAAGAAGGGAAGCUUGAGAUACUGGGAUCGCCCACUGAUGCUGCUUUGCUGGAGUUUGGAUUGUUCCUUGGUGGAGACUUUCAAGGAGAGCGACAAGCACCCAAAAUAAUUAAGGUUGAGCCAUUCAAUUCAACAAAGAAGCGAAUGGGUGUAGUGCUAGAACUUCCAGAAGGAGGUCUGCGAGCCCAUACUAAAGGUGCUUCAGAAAUUAUUUUGGCUGCCUGUGACAAGAUGAUCGAUUCUAAUGGUGAGGUUGUUCCCCUUGAUGAAGCAUCUAUUGACCAUCUUAAGGCUACAAUCAAUCAAUUUGCUAGUGAAGCACUUCGAACUCUAUGCCUUGCCUAUAUGGAACUGGAGAAUGGGUUUUCCCCCAAUGAUCCUAUUCCUCUUUCGGGAUAUACCUGUAUAGGUAUUGUGGGUAUCAAAGAUCCUGUUCGCCCAGGUGUUAAGGAGUCCGUUGCAAUUUGUCGCUCAGCUGGCAUUACUGUAAGGAUGGUUACAGGUGACAACAUAAAUACUGCCAAGGCUAUUGCUAGAGAAUGUGGAAUUCUCACUGAUGAUGGUAUAGCCAUCGAAGGUCCAGAUUUUAGAGAGAAGAGCGAAGAAGAAUUGUUUGAACUAAUUCCCAAAAUUCAGGUAAUGGCUCGAUCUUCACCUUUGGACAAGCAUACACUGGUGAAACACUUAAGAACCACAUUUGGUGAAGUUGUUGCUGUGACCGGUGAUGGAACAAAUGAUGCACCAGCACUUCAUGAGGCAGAUAUUGGGCUGGCAAUGGGCAUUGCUGGAACUGAGGUGGCUAAAGAGAGUGCUGAUGUAAUCAUCUUGGAUGAUAAUUUCUCCACAAUUGCGACUGUGGCCAAAUGGGGACGUUCAGUCUACAUAAAUAUUCAAAAAUUUGUACAGUUCCAACUUACGGUUAAUGUGGUUGCAUUAAUAGUCAACUUCUCUUCAGCUUGUUUGACAGGAAAUGCUCCUCUCACGGCUGUUCAGCUUCUGUGGGUCAACAUGAUCAUGGAUACACUGGGAGCUCUUGCAUUAGCAACUGAGCCACCUACUGAUGAAUUAAUGAAGAGAGCACCAGUUGGAAGAAGAGGAAAUUUUAUCAGUAAUGUCAUGUGGAGAAAUAUCCUAGGCCAGUCCCUAUAUCAGUUUCUGGUAAUAUGGUAUCUUCAGGUAGAAGGGAAAGCACUAUUUCAGCUCAAUGGCCCUGAUUCUGAUCUGAUCCUGAAGACACUUAUUUUCAACUCAUUUGUCUUCUGCCAGGUUUUCAAUGAGAUAAGCUCCCGAGAAAUGGAGAAAAUCAAUGUAUUCAAAGGCAUACUGGAUAACUAUGUAUUUGCUGCUGUUCUCACUUCCACCGUCUUUUUCCAGAUCAUAAUCAUCGAGUACCUGGGUACAUAUGCAAACACAUCGCCUCUCACUCUAUCCCAAUGGUUCCUCAGUGUUUUUAUUGGGUUCCUAGGCAUGCCAAUCGCUGCGGCCUUAAAGAUGAUCCCUGUGGCAAGUCAAUGAGUGAGAGAUGCUGAUUUUUAAAUUUUGUGCGCCUUUCCUUGGAAUAGGGCUUAUUGCAUGUCUUGAUGGGUUUAGAAACCUCAAAAGGUUGACUUGUCAUUUUACAAGCAUAACUGAACUCCAAUUAUUGUAAGAUUCAACGUUUUCUUUGUUUUUAUUAGCUUUUUGUGGAAACCUAAAGAAGAAUAGGGUCCUCUGCUUGGCUGCAAGAUGUAACUUCAGAUGUUAGCAUUUUAUUUUUCAGUAAUGGGAAAUUCUUUUGUUAAGUUUCUUGUAAUUUUAUUCUGAUACCAUUUAUCCUCUUUUGUUGUUUAUGAUUAGUGAAGGAAAUUCUUUUGUUAA
Molecule: messenger RNA, 3725 nt
Organism: Vitis riparia (riverbank grape)
Lineage: Eukaryota; Viridiplantae; Streptophyta; Magnoliopsida; Vitales; Vitaceae
Product: calcium-transporting ATPase 2, plasma membrane-type-like
Exons: 7
Coding region: 324-3383 (1019 amino acids)
Biological process (GO): calcium ion transmembrane transport
Cellular component (GO): intracellular membrane-bounded organelle; membrane
Molecular function (GO): calmodulin binding; ATP hydrolysis activity; ATP binding
Source: RefSeq, a predicted model, not a curated record